UUCCGGGAGUGGAAGGGGCUGGACAGCUCUGUACUACUUAACUAACCAGGAAUGAGAGGUUUGGGCAAGCUUGCUUGAUGAAGGAAGAAAAAAAUCUACCUUCGCCCAUUCGAUUCAUUCAACAAUUACCGGGCACCAACUAUGUGCCAGACAGUAAAAGCCUGGAUAGUUUCUCCCCAUUUUUCAAAGUCGCUAAACACGACCAGAGGGCAAAGAGUAGGCCCAGAAUCUUGGAGUCUUGGCUCCGCCCCUUCUGCGUUUGGCUUUGCCUGCUCCUCCCAUCAUCACUUCACUCAGAGGCGGCCACUGGCCCAAGACGAAAAAAGACCCAGUCUCUGCUGCACCAUCGCAUUCUCCAGCUUCAGUUCUCAAGCCCUGUAGCCGAGCGAGGUCUGAUGUAACACCUCCGGUCUGUUUCGCUCUCAGUUUCGAGAUCCAUCCGGAACGCUUUUAGAUAGGAUCCUCAGUGAGAUCGCACUCGAUUGAAUCGGUCUGCCUCUACAGCUCAAGGAGGCGGGUUCGCAGAGGCCGCUCCAAGGCCAAAGCGAGACCUUACUGCGCACGCGCAAGAGGCAGCCGAUGGAGCCACCGAUGGAGCCGUCCGGAGGGGAGCAAGAUCCCGGAGCCGUCAGGCUCCUGGACCUGCCUUGGGAAGACGUGCUGCUCCCACACGUCCUGAGCCGGGUGCCGCUACGCCAGCUGCUCCGGUUGCAGCGCGUCAGCCGGGCCUUCCGGGCGCUAGUGCAGCUGCACCUGGCGGGGCUGCGCCGCUUCGACGCCGCUCAGGUGGGUCCGCAGAUUCCGCGGGCCGCCUUGGCCUGGCUGCUGCGGGACGCUGAGGGGCUGCAGGAGCUGGCGCUGGCGCCGUGUCACGAAUGGCUGUCGGACGAGGAUCUGGUGCCUGUCCUGACGCGGAAUCCGCAGCUGCGGAGCGUGGCGCUGGCCGGCUGCGGGCAACUGAGCCGCCGCGCGCUGGGGGCGCUGGCGGAGGGCUGCCCCCGCCUGCAGCGCCUUUCGCUCGCGCACUGUGACUGGGUAGAUGGCCUGGCGCUGCGCGGCCUCGCCGACCGCUGUCCGGCCCUUGAGGAGCUGGACCUCACCGCCUGCCGUCAGCUCAAGGAUGAGGCCAUCGUAUACCUGGCGCAGAGGCGCGGCGCGGGCCUCCGCAGCCUCUCGCUGGCAGUCAACGCCAAUGUGGGGGACGCCGCGGUCCAAGAGUUGGCCCGGAACUGCCCGGAACUCGAGCACCUCGACCUAACCGGCUGCCUCCGCGUCGGAAGCGACGGCGUCAGGACGCUGGCCGAGUACUGCCCCGCGCUGCGCUCGCUGCGGGUGCGGCACUGCCACCAUGUGGCCGAGCCCAGCCUGAGCCGCUUGCGGAAGCGCGGCGUGGACAUCGACGUGGAGCCGCCGCUGCAUCAGGCGUUGGUGCUGCUGCAGGACAUGGCAGGCUUUGCACCCUUUGUCAACCUGCAGGUCUGACCUGUCUGCCGACGGGGCACAGCUGGACUGUGUGGCGGGGCCUGACUAUGAACUGUAGGGAAACUGAACUGUGGGGGCCUCUGGUUAGAGGCGGAUGCCCUGCCCCACUCUGGAGCUUCAAAUAAAGAGAUUUUUACCCCCA
Messenger RNA from Lontra canadensis (Northern American river otter), 1624 nucleotides. It is a transcript of the gene FBXL15, whose product is annotated as F-box and leucine rich repeat protein 15. The transcript has 4 exons. The record is from RefSeq and is a predicted model, not a curated record. Gene Ontology annotation, cellular component: SCF ubiquitin ligase complex. The coding region runs from base 580 to 1482 and encodes 300 amino acids. Gene Ontology annotation, molecular function: protein binding. Gene Ontology annotation, biological process: SCF-dependent proteasomal ubiquitin-dependent protein catabolic process. Lineage: Eukaryota; Metazoa; Chordata; Mammalia; Carnivora; Mustelidae.